CAUCCCUUGACUCGAGUCUUCUCCCCUUUGAACUACCCUCCACUCUCUGAGCUUAACUUCUCACUUUGUUCUUCCUUCCUCUCCGGAAAAUCUUUUUCUCUCUGCCCAUUCCCUCUCUUUUCACAACCAAACUCUUGGCUUUUUGCCAGUUUUCUUUUUCCCCAAAGCCAUCCCCUUCACACACCCUUAAAUUAAGUUUAAUGGCAUCGAGUUACCUUCCUUGUCAAGGUUCUGGCUCUUCCUGGACGCUCAAGCAAAACAAGCUGUUUGAGAGGGCACUGGCUGUGUAUGACAGGGACACCCCUGACCGCUGGCAAAACGUGGCGCGGGCUGUGGGUGGUAAAUCCGCUGAAGAGGUAAAGAGGCACUAUGAUUGUUUGGUGGCGGAUCUCAUGUACAUAGAAUCGGGUCAAGCUCCACUUCCCAAUUACAGGAACCCUGUGAACAAUGGUGGCAGAGGUUAUCCGGACGAACAGAGGGCUUUUGAAGAAUCUGAAGCUCCAAUGAGGAACAAGUUUCAGAUACUUUGCAAGGAGAUAUUGUAAAGAUUUCAGUAAGGCAGCAGAUAUCUGCACAAGUAGCUAGCUAAACAAAUGAAGCGAGAAAAGAUUCCCCCUGGCUUCUGUUUCUGUUUCUUCUUCUUCUUCUUCUUCCACCUGACUUCCUCAACCCCUUCUGUCCUAAGUUACUAAUAAUGAGCCCAAAAGACAAGGAACCAAGUGUACCUGUGCCUUUCUUUGUGCUUUUAUCUACUGUAAUAUGGUGUUUGCCUCUUCCAAUUCUAUCGAAACUAUCAAAUGUUGGUCUUCUAA
Molecule: messenger RNA, 812 nt
Organism: Linum tenue
Lineage: Eukaryota; Viridiplantae; Streptophyta; Magnoliopsida; Malpighiales; Linaceae
Source: the annotation of a GenBank genome assembly